This is a messenger RNA of Fusarium tjaetaba, 630 nucleotides long. Its product is annotated as nadph-dependent fmn reductase. The record is from RefSeq and is a predicted model, not a curated record. Gene Ontology annotation, molecular function: FMN binding; oxidoreductase activity. The coding region runs from base 1 to 630 and encodes 209 amino acids. NCBI's taxonomy places the organism in Eukaryota, Fungi, Ascomycota, Sordariomycetes, Hypocreales, Nectriaceae. The transcript has a single exon. Gene Ontology annotation, cellular component: cytosol.
AUGGCUGCCAUCAAGAACAUCGCUCUCAUCACAACCAGCACUCGUAAAGCUCGAGUUGGUCCUCACAUCACCAGCGUCAUCAACGACAUCCUCAUUGGCGAUGCAGAUGCCAGCAAGAAUACCAAGAUCUCCAUCGUUGACGUCGCAGACUUCAACCUCCCCGUCUUCGAUGAAGAAAUCAUGCCCGCCAUGGUCCCCGAUAAGGGAUCCUUCAAGAAUGCUCACUCCAUCGCCUGGAGUAAUGAGAUCAAAAAGUACGAUGGCUACAUCUUUGUCAUUCCCGAGUACAACUUUGGCCUCGCUGGCGGUACCAAGAACGCCGUUGAUUACUUGUACAAUGAGUGGAUUGGCAAGGGUGUUCUGAUUAUCAGCUAUGGUAUCUUUGGAGGUACUUCUGCAAGUGAAUCACUUGAUAAGACCUUGAAAGGCAUGAAGCUUAAUGUGGUUGAUACUCGACCUGCUCUCGGAUUUCAUGGUGGCGUCGGUGAUGAUCUCUGGCUUGCUGGUGCUGGAAAGCUAGGCGAUGACACCAAGAAGGAUAUCAUUGCUGAGACGCCUACUAUCCUCAAGGCUUUCGGUGAAUUGAAGGAUCUGAUGGACAAGCAGGUGCCCAAGGAUAGCCAAAAGUAA